Ceratina calcarata is the source of this 861-nucleotide messenger RNA. Its product is annotated as elongation of very long chain fatty acids protein AAEL008004-like. Gene Ontology annotation, molecular function: fatty acid elongase activity. Gene Ontology annotation, biological process: sphingolipid biosynthetic process; fatty acid elongation, saturated fatty acid; fatty acid elongation, monounsaturated fatty acid. The coding region runs from base 62 to 847 and encodes 261 amino acids. Gene Ontology annotation, cellular component: endoplasmic reticulum membrane. The transcript has 4 exons. The record is from RefSeq and is a predicted model, not a curated record. Lineage: Eukaryota; Metazoa; Arthropoda; Insecta; Hymenoptera; Apidae.
GUAUCGCAUCAUUUCCAUUGCUACUACACAUAAACGCGAGUUCGGAGGCUAAACAGAAAUCAUGAGUUUAGUGCGGUACUAUCACUAUCUGAACACUGAGUUGUCUGACCCAAGGACACGCGAUUGGGUAUUAGUAAGUUCUCCUGUACCUGUAGUUCUCUUAACGUUCGCGUACUUGUACUUCGUGUUAAAAUGUGGGCCGCGGUACAUGAAGAACCGACCAGCGUACAAACUCUUCACGUUCAUCAGGAUAUUCAAUAUCUUUCAAAUCAUAGCGAACGCCUGCUUGAUGUACAGUUUGAUCGACGUAGGAUUGCACGAGGAUAAUUUCGUGACCUGUUCAUCGCAUUACCUGCACACCCCUGAAGGAUACAAGUUGUGUCACAUAGGAUGGUACACGUUGAUCGUGAAACUGAGCGAUUAUAUCGAGACGCCUGUGUUCGUGCUGAGGCAGAAGCAACGACAAAUAUCGUUUCUACAUUUGUAUCAUCACGUCACUACGAUGAUACUGUCUUGGAUAUACGUGAAAUAUUUCCCGAAUGAGACGACGAUAACUCCGUUGCUUUUGAACUGUUCUGUGCAUGUGAUAAUGUACACUUAUUACCUUCUCACGUCCUACGGUCCAUCGAUGCAAAAAAGGUUGAAGAUGAUUAAACCGAUGAUCACUACCAUACAACUGGUGCAGUUCGUGAUUAUAAUAUUUCUCUCGCUGCGAGUAAUUUUCGUACCAAAAUGUACCGGAGCAAAAGUCUAUGCCAGCAUACUUCUGAUCGACGUAAUCGUGAAUUUCGUUCUGUUCUCGAAUUUCUUUAAGCAAAACUAUUUGAAGAAUAAUAAGCUCGAAUGAUACGUGAAACUGGA